This is a messenger RNA of Vespula vulgaris, 6824 nucleotides long. It is a transcript of the gene Lap1, whose product is annotated as protein lap1. Gene Ontology annotation, cellular component: adherens junction; postsynaptic membrane; postsynaptic density. Gene Ontology annotation, biological process: neurotransmitter receptor transport postsynaptic membrane to endosome; neurotransmitter receptor transport, endosome to postsynaptic membrane. The record is from RefSeq and is a predicted model, not a curated record. The transcript is spliced from 12 exons. Bases 581 to 3682 code for a protein of 1033 amino acids. Gene Ontology annotation, molecular function: protein binding. NCBI's taxonomy places the organism in Eukaryota, Metazoa, Arthropoda, Insecta, Hymenoptera, Vespidae.
CGAGCGAAAGGUGACGAACAACUUUAAUAUAUACGAAUGAUGCUGUGAAAUAUUUCAAAUGAUUUAUAACUUGAUGUGUGUACGUAUACUAGUCGGAUAAAAAACAUUCGAUUCGGUUGUUCUAUCUAAUGUUCUAUGACUAUGAUAAAAGUUUUUUUUUGUGAAAUAAAAAGUUUGAGACUUUAUAUGUAUUCAAAUGCAUCAAAUUAUUACAAUUGUAAAAUCAUAUUGUAAUAUAUUACGUUACAUUAAAUUUCUUUGAAAUUGUCAAAUGUCAGUAUGUGCCAAUUAUUAUCGUUAUAUUUUUUUAAUCAAAGAAUCUUCUGAUCUUUGAUAUCUUGCUACGUUUCAUCGAGUCGCAAUGGUGCGAGGGAACAUAAAUCUCUCACGACCAUCUCGAAAAAAACGAUAUGUCGACCCCAUGACGGCUGAAUGAUUUUAAUGAUUUCCAUGCGAACGUAUUUUUUCAUGCACGUUUAUAAUUGACGGAAAUAAAGAUUGAAGUACUGUGUGUUAAAUGUUCAAGCUUAUUUAACAAACAACAGCAGGGUAAUAUUGGCUAAAACAUAUAGUUAAUGAAAUGGGUAGUGCCUGGUGGCAGUGCGCUGCAUGUCUGAGAGCACAGGAAGAAGAUAUUUGUGAAUUACAAUUAAAUCACUGUAAUCUUUAUGAUGUACCACCUGAUGUGUUCAUUUAUGAGAGGACAUUGGAGAAAUUAUAUCUUGAUGCCAAUAGGAUAAAGGAUCUUCCAAGACCACUCUUCCAGUGCCAUGAAUUGAGAAUACUUUCCCUUAGCGAUAAUGAGGUUACUGUUUUACCACCCGCCAUAGCAUCGUUAAUUAAUCUUGAAUAUUUAGACUUAAGUAAAAACAGUAUAAAAGAGUUACCAGAUAGUAUAAAAGAAUGCAAGAAUUUACGUUCUAUAGAUAUCAGUGUUAAUCCUUUUGAAAGAUUUCCUGAUGCUAUUACGCACAUUGUUGGAUUACGGGAACUAUAUAUAAAUGAUGCAUAUAUAGAAUAUCUUCCAGCUAAUUUCGGACGGCUUUCAGCUUUAAGAACAUUGGAACUUCGAGAAAAUAAUAUGAUGACACUUCCCAAAAGCAUGAGCCGUUUGGUAAAUUUGCAAAGGCUUGAUAUUGGUAACAAUGAUUUUACCGAAUUACCUGAAGUUGUCGGUGAUCUUGUCAAUCUUACUGAAUUAUGGAUAGAUGGUAAUGAUAUACGACGUAUAUCUCCAAAUAUUGAGCAGCUAUAUCGUUUAAAUCAUUUUGAUUGCACUAUGAAUGCAGUACAUCUUAUUCCAUCAGAAAUACGAGGAUGGAGAGAUAUAUCAAUAAUGAACCUCUCAUCAAAUGAAAUUUAUCAGCUUCCAGAUACAUUGUGUUAUUUACGUACAAUUGUGACACUUAAAAUUGAUGACAAUCAAUUAAAUGCACUGCCAAAUGACAUUGGUCAGAUGUCAAGCUUAGAAGAGCUUAUAAUCACUAAGAAUUUCCUUGAGUAUUUACCGUCUUCUAUAGGACUUUUACGAAAAUUGCAUUGUUUAAAUGCAGACAAUAACUAUUUGCGAUGUUUACCACCAGAAAUUGGAAGCUGUACUGCGUUAUCUUUGCUUUCCUUACGAUCAAAUAAUCUUACGUGUAUACCACCAGAAAUGGGCCAUUUAUCCUCGUUAAGAGUACUUAAUCUUGUGAAUAAUUGUAUUAAAUUUUUACCCGUCUCCAUGUUAAAUUUAACUAAUUUAAAAGCACUAUGGUUGAGUGAUAAUCAAAGUCAACCAUUGGUUCCACUACAACAAGAAUUUAAUUGUGAAGAAGAUAUGAUGGUAUUAAGUUGCUUCAUGUUACCUCAAAAGCAACGUCAAGAUCUUGAACAAAUGGCACAAGUUGUAGGACCAAUUUCAAGCUCGAUAAUUGGAUCUGGGAAAAGAAUAUGUUUUGCUGCUGAGGUAGAAUCUGAAGUCCCCAAUCAACUUCAUCGAGCACCUACUCCUUAUCCUAAAGAAUUGCGUAAUCUUGCCAGGCAUGCUCGAAAUUUACAUCAUCAAACUACACAUGACCAAAAAAUGAAUUUAGAACAGCAAACAAUGAUUAAAGAAGCUAUCAUUACAAAAGCUACAUCUACUUUAGAAAAUGCAUCCAAAUCUGGAACUUCGUUCUCACAAGGUUUUACUAAUAAGAGUUUAUCUUUAUCUGUAUCAACAAUUGAUCAUUUACCAAAAGAUUGUAAGAUUAAUAGUUCUGCAAGGUCAAUAAUGCAUCAGGAAAAAGAACACUCCAAUUCAGAAGAAUCUUCAGAUGAGGCUAAUAAAACAGUACUUGCAAAAGAAAAGAGUCCCGAUAUUCGAGAAGCAAAAUAUGUACGCAAUCCUACAUCUGAUUACCUUGCCAAGACACCUACAGUAGCAGAUUAUGUAAAUUCUACUUGGAUGCCAGAUGAGUACUCUAAAGCAAAUAUAGCAAAGAUCGUGGAAUCUGAUAAAUUUAUAGAACCAUAUAAUACUUCAAUUAUUAUUGAUGGGAAAAGUUACGAUCAAGUAAGAUCAAAUGAAUUUCCACCAGUUCCACCACCAUAUCACAUUGCAGCUGCAUUCUCCAAAAAGGCUGCACUUUUUCAACAAUUUAAUAAUAUACUGCAACAAGAGAACCAUGUAACAAACUUACAGAAUACAUCUAAUAUGUCCAAUGUUGAUGAUAUCCAACACUCAAAUGGAAACGUAGAACCUGUUAAAAUAGAAGAAUAUGUUCAUGCAGCUAUAAAGAAUCCUACAUUUGUUGAUAAAGAAAUGAGUAAUGCUUCGGUUAAUAAUGAAAAAAAAUUGUCACUUAAUACCAAUGAUCUUGUAUCAUUACCAGAGACAACAAAUCUAGAUCAAACAAUUGAGACUGAUCGAUUUUUUAAACCAAGUAAAAUUCCAGUUCUAAGAACAAAACAUUCGGAUACUAUGAAUUUUAAUAGCAACAAUGAUACAUUAAAUAAAAGUGUAAAUUCACUUAUGGAAGAAUGCGACUUGCCGAAAACAUUAAAUGUAUUAAGUAUACCUACAUCUCCUAUUACAGGAAAGAAGUAUAGGAGUCCACUUUCUUCACAAGAAAAAACUUUGAAUCAAUUGAAGAAAAUAGCAAAUGGCAAUAUUUCAAAUAAUAAUAUACUAUGUGAUAAUACAGAUGAUAAUAAGAUGGAAAAUAUAGUAAAAAAUGAAACAAAUACAAACGAUAUUUGUCAUAAUUCUGAUUCUUCUACUACAAAUUGUGUGGAUGUUGAGAAUGACAUAGCCUCCGACAGAAGUACGUCACUUUCAGCUAGUAACAAAUCUUUGAAUAACACAGAUAAUUUAGAUAAUAAAGUACAUAAGAUAUUGAAUGAACCAUUAACAUUAGAAAGAAGACCACGAUUUAAAUGGAUGUUUGGACCUCAUAAAAAUGCAAACGUGUUGCCUGUUCAAGUAAGAAAAAAUCCUGGUCUUGGAUUUAGUAUAGCUGGUGGUGUAGCAGGAGCUGAAACUGGUAUUAUUGUGACAAAAGUAAAUCCUGAUGGCCCAGCUCAAGGUACUCUUAGACCUGGUGAUAAAAUUUUAGAAGUUGAUGGAAUAGAUUUCACCAAAUCUGAUCAUAAUAAUGCAGUUGCCGUUCUUCGAGCUACUGGUGCCGUGGUAUCUAUGAUGAUCAGUCGUCAUCAAUAAUGAAAAAUUAAAAAUCUCUUUAAAAGCGAUCUACAUAGAAGUUUUCACCUGGAUGUUCUAAAACCAAAUUUAUUAAUGAAUGUAACUGUAUCCCAGUGUUGUAUGUUUGCUAAGAAUGCCAUGUGUAAAUUGGUACUUAAAAUGCUUAUAGUAUGCAAUAACUUUAAGCUUUUUGAGGAGAUACUUGGGCAAACUAAAAUGUGAUCUAUAUAAUAAUGUCUGAAUAUGUUAUUUUUUAAAAUUUUAACAUUUUUUAUGGAAUGAGAUAUAGUAUUUGGUCCUUACAGUGUAAACGUGUUUUUACUAAUAGAAGACUAGACAAGGUUCUUUCUUGAAUCUUUACUAUCUAAAAAGCAGAACUUCAUAUUUGUACGCAGUUCUGUGAUGUUGUUUAAACAGUUGAAUUAUGUCAACUUGUUCUCUUUUGCGAGAAUUAAUAAUGUGCCAGAAAACAAAAUAUUAUUUAUUAAUUAUGCACAUACAUAUAGAUAAAUACACACACAUGUUAUGCAUAUAAAUUAUAUAAAAGAUUUAUUAAUUAUAGAUAAACAGGGUUUCUACAGACAAGUACAUCUAUAUCUACAAAAUGUAUAAUUUGCUAUAUUCUUGAUAAUUCGUGAUACGCGCGAAUAUUAUCUUAUAUUUUCUAUAACUUUUAUAAAUUUAUAUCACAAUGUAUAAUAACUUUUGGAACAAGAUAAAUAUGUAUGUGUAUUUUCAAAUAUGCAAAUAAUUCUAUUAUAUUAUAUUUUCAUUUGUAUUUAUAAGCAAAUUAGUCUCAUAAUUAUCAAAGAAUAUAGAAGCAUAUUUUGUGAUGGAUAAUUAAAACUAUAAAGUAAUAUUUUUCUGUAGGAACCUUGUUAAUGUGUAGAAAGAAGAAAAAGAUAUUCUUCUAUGUGCCGUAUUAAUUAAAAAUGUUUAUAUAGUUCAGUUCAUUAUUAUUGAUCACAUCAAAGUUAUUAAUAUUUUUAUAUUAUCUGUGACUGAUUGGAUUCUUCGCACAAUAGUAUAUACGUAUAUUUGAUUUACUUUGCAGUAUGUAUAUGCUGUAUUUUUUGCCUCUUAUUUACAAAGGCUCCUCAUUACAAAAUACAGUUAUUUUCUUUGUGAUUUAACAAUUUUAUAGUAUUUACCCUUAACUUGGUACAAAUAAUAAUUUAACAGACUAACAAUAAGAACUUAUUAUCAUGGUUGUGAUUUAUCUCAUGAUUUUGAGAAACAAAUGUAUAUCUUUUAGAUACUAUGCUUUAUAAAAGUCGAUAGUAGGAUAUAAUAUUAUUAUAUUUUCAGUAUUCUUUUUUUUUCCUAUAAAGUUGCAUUGACAAGUAGAAAAUUACCACAAAAGUAUACAGUAGCAUAUAAAGAAAUAUUUAAAAUCGUAUAAGGAACAAAUAGCUCGAAUUAAUAUAAUUUCGCGUAAUAAAAUGAAUUAGAAUAAAAACCUGUAGAAAAGUUAGGAAUUCAUUGUCAUUUGAAUUUAAUUUGAAUUUUUAAAGAAAGCAAUAAUAUCCACACGCACAUAUAUUGUCAAUCCAUACUUUAAUUUUACUUUGAAUUGGAGUUUUAUAUAUAUAUAUAUAUAUAUGUAUGUAUAUAUAUAUAACUAUCCGAUUCUUGGAAUUGGUAUAUUUAAUAUUAAUCUUAUUAAAUCAUGUCAUAUAUAAUGUUAGAUUAGAUUACUGCAUUUAUAAUGAAACACGAGUAUAUAAUUAAAUUUGCACAGUGUGUUGUUGCAUUUAAAUAAUAAUCACGUUUACAUAGAUAUAUGUAAAUUUACAUUCACCAAAUUGAAUAGAUUCAACUGUCUAAAAGAUAUUUGUUAUGUAUCUUAAACAGUUAUGCUAUAUUGCUUGAAUUUAUAAGGAAUUGUUAGUUACACAAGGAAGAGAAAUUAUACAAAAGAAAUGCAAGAUGCAUUUGGGGAAGAAUUGCAUUUGACAGAGUUGCACUUAAAUGUACAGAUUUUACAAAGAUGAACUUACACACGUAUGUAUAUCAUUUCAAAGCAGUUCCUUCUUUCUUAACAUAACUCAAAAAAAAAGAGUAACUAACAAGGAGACAGAGAAAAUCUUUUUUGAAGUUCUUAUUUCUAAAUGUGUAGAUAUUUGUAGUUACUUAAUGUAUUUAACUAUAAUAUGAUAAGUUGUAAUAUAUGAUACUCCAGUGCAAAUCUUUAACGAUAUACAAGUUAAUAUGUUAAAAAAAAGGAAAAAAGAAAAAAAGAAAAAGCGGCAGAUUAAUCUACGUACUUCCGACACAAAUAUAAUUAUUUUUUUGCGAUGAUUCUUAAAAAGGGCGCAAUAUAUCUAAUUUUGAAAUUAUACAACACACUUCUGUGGAAGUUAAUGAACAAGAGGUGAAAAUCUUGUAGAAAAAAUGAACUACUUAAGAUCGUCUGUCUUUACUUAUAGUUAUAUUAUUAUUUUUGUAUGCAUGAGAGCAGCUUUGUAUUCACAUUUAUGUAUGUAUGUUAUGUGUUACAUAGAGAAAUUCUAAACCUAGUCAUAACAGACAAUGACAUUUACACAUUUUACGUAUGUGUGCAUUUAUUCGCGAACUAGUAGUGUGACAAGCGAUACUGUUACAUCGUAAAUACUACCAUUUUUUAUAUUCGCGUCUAUAUUAUUAUUAUUAUUAUUAUUAUUAUUAUUAUUAUUAUUAUUAUUAUUAUUUGUAUCUUUGUACAAAUUCAAUUUGUGACUUUUUGUACGUGAUAGACACUAUAAACAUUUAUUUUUUUCUUUCUAUAUUCUUAAGUAUUAUUAUUAACGCGAACAGAUAUGUUUUCUGUACGUUUGUUUUUCUAGGACCACCAAUAUAAUUAAGUUAAUAAAAAGCAAUGGGGAUAGGGGGAGAGGAAACGUUUCUCGUUCUACAUCUUACAGAGAAUAGAGUGAGCUAAUAACAAUCACUAAAACAUAUAUUAAGUAUUAAACGGAUUUGGACCAUUAAUAUAUUAUAUAUAUAUACACACUUUUUCUACUAUUCUAACUAUUAAACAGACUGACUAUCUUUUGGACGAAACACUUUAAGGUGGUGUUUGACAAAAUGAAAUGACUGAAUGUUAGUGUAUGAUUGAAAAAAGGGAUAAUAUUUAGCGCAAAUGUACAUAAAUAAAUAUGUCAAGCGAAUGGAAAAUCAA